Messenger RNA from Rubroshorea leprosula, 517 nucleotides. The record is from the annotation of a GenBank genome assembly. Lineage: Eukaryota; Viridiplantae; Streptophyta; Magnoliopsida; Malvales; Dipterocarpaceae.
GAGAAGGCGUGCAUUCCUCGGCAAUCCAAAAUCUUAGCAGAGAUGUGCGGUGGUUCAAUUAAUACCUUGUUUGCGGUUGGUCCUCAACCUGGUCCAAACGUUACUAUUAGCUCUCCAGACACAGUUCUUGACACAGGAUUAACUCACCGGACACAAUUCGUGACAUGGGAGAGUGCCUCCUAGUCAAACCUAAAAGGUCAGGACGUUCGGAAACUGCCCAACAAUGAAGGCGGCAGCAACAAGAACUUUUCUGAAGAUGAGGAACAAAGAGGUGGUGAUUAGCAGCCGGUUGACAGAUCUUGCCAGGGUCAACCCCGCCAGAGCAAACAGUGUGCUGCCUAUGGGGAGCCAGGCGAUGACAGCCAGAACUGGCUUCCUGAUGGACCAUUUUCUGGAAUAACUAAUUAUUGAUGCUUCCCCUGUAAUCCUCUGUUUCUUAAAUAACUCCCAUCUUUAUUUCUGCAGAGCUCACACAUUGCUGGAUUUCUCUCCCAAUCAAUAAAAGAGAAUACGCAAU